UGUAGGUGCCGUUGAAAAGUCUGAAUCCGCCUUCCCCAACAACACAGCCUGAGGAAGGUUCUCACCCUGUGCCUUAUUAUAACUACUCCCUCGCCUAACACCUGCCGAAACGCCUCGCAUAGGACUCAUUGCAGGCUAAACCAGCGCCUGGGGUUGAUGUGCGGCAGCGAUGGUGUUCUACCUUAUCGGCCUUGGGCUUGGGGACCCGCGGGACGUGACGGUGCGCGGCCUGGAGGUGAUCCGGGGCUGUGAGCGCAUCUACCUGGAGGCCUACACGUCCAUCCUCAGCGGGGGCAAGGAGGGGCUGGAGAAAUUCUACGAGCGGAAGGUGAUCUUGGCGGACCGGGAGCAGGUGGAGCAGGCAUCGGACGAGCUCUUUGUGGGGGCCAAGAGCAAGGACGUGGCACUACUGGUGGUGGGCGACCCUCUCGGCGCCACCACUCACACCGACCUCAAGCUGCGCGCUCACCAGCUGGGGGUGCCGGUGGAGAUCAUCAGCAAUGCGUCCAUCCUGAAUGCGGUGGGCUCGUGCGGGCUGCAGCUGCAUCACUUCGGGGAGACGGUGUCCAUCCCCUUCUGGCAGGACGGGUGGGAGCCGGUCAGCUUCUGCGACAAGAUCAACAAGAACCUGAGGAAGAAGCUGCACACACUCUGCCUCCUUGACAUCAAGGUCAAAGAACAGAGUCUCGAGAACCUGCUGAGGGGACGCAAGAUCUUUGAACCACCCCGGUACAUGCGCGUGGCCCAGGCCGUGCAGCAGCUCCUGGCCGUGGUGGAGAGGCACGACACCACCGCUGCCGACACCACCACCACCACCGCGGCCAACUCAGGGGCAGACUCGGAGUGGGUGCUCUCAAAAGACUCUCUCUGUGUGGGUUUGGCAAGAGUGGGAACACCGACGCAGCAGAUCAUGAAGGGAAAGUUGAAAGACCUAGUGGACUGCGACCUUGGGGAGCCACUUCACUCCCUUAUUGUGUGUGGGGAGUGCGACCCCAUAGAGGAGGAGGCCCUGGGGAAGCUGGCGGCCCACUUCACAGGGGAGCCGGAGCGAAGGGGAGGCAAGGGGGUGUUCCACAUGAUUGGGCUUGGGUUGGGGCAGCCUGGUGAUGUGACAGUGAAGGGACUUGAGGCCAUCAAGGGCGCAAACCGAGUGUUCCUGGAGGGCUACACAGCCGUCAUGGAGGGCGGCGUGGAGGCCAUGCAGACAUUCUACGACAGGACCAUCACACUGGCCGAGAGGGAGACCGUCGAGGCAAGACCAGACGACAUCCUGGAUUGCACACGAGAGGGCGACGUCGCAUUUCUGGUUAUCGGCGAUCCUCUCAGUGCCACCACCCACAUCAGCCUCCUCCUCCGCGCCCUGGAGAAGCGCAUCCCCAUCAAUAUCGUCCACAACGCCUCCAUCAUGAACGCCGUGGGCUGCUGUGGCCUCCAACUCUAUUCCUUCGGGGAGACUGUGUCCAUCCCGCUGUGGAGUGACGACUGGCGACCGGACGGGUUCUACGACAAGGUCUCCAGCAACCUAGAGAAUGGGUGGCAUACUCUGUGCUUGCUGGACGCCAAGACAAGCGAGCAGGGCCUGGAAAACAUGCAGAAAGGUGUCAGAGAAAUCAACAAACUCAACAACGCAAAAUCAGCACGUCCCAGUUUCAUGACGGCAUCCCAGGGCGCGAGGCAGAUACUCGAGGUCAUUAAGGAGAGGUCAGGGCAGGGCAUAGCGACCCCUGUGACCCCUGAGAACCUGGUGAUAGGCCUGGCCAGGGUGGGCACCAAAACACAGCUCCUGAAGGCCUGUACCCUGGAGGAGCUGGUCUCUGUUGAUCUUGGUGAGUCACUGCACUGCCUGGUGGUUGUAGGGGAGACUCACCCAAUGGAGGACGAGUAUAUCAACAUGUUCAGGUGAGGAGGAAGAGUAGGGAGGAAAGAGGAAGAUUAAAAUGAAGAGGAGGAAGAAGGAAAGGAAGAGGAAGAUUGAAAUGAAGAGGAGGAAGAAGGAAAGGAAGAGGAAGAUUGAAAUGAAGAGGAGGAGGAGGAAGGAAAGGAAGAGAAAGAUUAAAAUGAAGAGGAGGAGGAAGAUUAAAAUGAAGAGGAGGAAGAAGGAAAGGAAGAGGAGGAAGAGGGAAAGGAAAAAGAAGAUUAAAAUGAAGAGGAGGAGGAAAAUAAGGAUGAUAUAUACUUGCUCUGUUUUCUCCUCUCCUCCUCCUCCUCUUCCUCCUCCUCUUCCUCUGUUUCUUCUUCUCUCACCCUAUAGUGAAAACAGAUUAGCGAGUACAUUUUUGCGUCAACUCCAGCGUGUCCUUUCCUCCCCUCUGCUCCGCCACACACCCCCAACACCUACCUCUUCCUCUCCUUUGUUACCUACAGCUAACAUAUGCAAGGAAGGGACAGGUGUUGGGGCUGUGUGGCAGAGGGGAGGAAAGGACCCGCCAGACCCAAUGCAAAAACGUACUCGCCAAAAUGAUUUCACUGCAGCCAUUCCUUACCUUAUGUUACCUUACCUGACUUCCUAACCUUACCUUACAUUUUUUUUACUGUUUUUACCUUGCUUGCUUGUUUUGGUAAUAAAAAAGAGGGAUA
Molecule: messenger RNA, 2577 nt
Organism: Eriocheir sinensis (Chinese mitten crab)
Lineage: Eukaryota; Metazoa; Arthropoda; Malacostraca; Decapoda; Varunidae
Gene: Dph5
Exons: 7
Coding region: 170-1903 (577 amino acids)
Biological process (GO): protein histidyl modification to diphthamide
Molecular function (GO): diphthine synthase activity
Source: RefSeq, a predicted model, not a curated record